Molecule: messenger RNA, 640 nt
Organism: Ictidomys tridecemlineatus (thirteen-lined ground squirrel)
Lineage: Eukaryota; Metazoa; Chordata; Mammalia; Rodentia; Sciuridae
Gene: Snu13
Product: small nuclear ribonucleoprotein 13
Biological process (GO): ribosome biogenesis
Cellular component (GO): ribonucleoprotein complex; nucleolus
Molecular function (GO): RNA binding
Source: RefSeq, a predicted model, not a curated record
CCGCCGGUCGUGGUGACAUCACUUCCGCUUCCUGCCGCACGCGCGGCUAUUUCCGCUCCUCCGUCCGUGCGGCUUUCCGACUCUGCCGACUUCGGCUGCUGUUGGAGGGCGGCGAGCCAACCGGACCGCAGCCAUGACUGAGGCUGAUGUAAAUCCGAAGGCUUAUCCCCUUGCAGAUGCCCACCUUACCAAGAAACUGUUGGACCUCGUUCAGCAGUCAUGUAACUACAAGCAACUUCGGAAAGGAGCCAAUGAGGCCACCAAAACUCUCAACAGAGGCAUCUCUGAGUUCAUUGUGAUGGCUGCAGAUGCUGAACCUCUGGAGAUCAUCCUGCACCUCCCACUGCUGUGUGAAGACAAGAAUGUGCCCUAUGUGUUUGUGCGUUCCAAGCAGGCCCUAGGGCGGGCCUGUGGAGUUUCCAGGCCUGUCAUUGCCUGUUCUGUCACCAUCAAAGAAGGCUCUCAACUGAAGCAGCAGAUCCAGUCCAUUCAGCAGUCUAUUGAAAGGCUCUUAGUCUAAACCUGUGGCCGGCCUCUGCCCUGUUCUCCCCACCAACCCCACCCCCAGGUUGUGUAUCAUAUUGUCUGUCUUAGCAUGUAGUCAGCGGCUUUCUAUUAUAAAGUAUUGUACUAAAUCUGU